AUGGAGCGUUCAAAUCUACAGAAAGCGGCUCUGAUCCAAACAAGGAAAGAAUUGGCAGACACGGAAGCAACAUUCGAGGACCAGUUGAAAGGUCUUGAAGAAAAAAUCAAGGUAUCUCACAAGGUGUUGUUGCAAAGAGUGGCGAAAAAGGAAAAAAGGAAUCUGUGA
This is a messenger RNA of Laccaria bicolor S238N-H82, 168 nucleotides long. RefSeq lists its product as uncharacterized. Bases 1 to 168 code for a protein of 55 amino acids. The record is from RefSeq and is a predicted model, not a curated record. Lineage: Eukaryota; Fungi; Basidiomycota; Agaricomycetes; Agaricales; Hydnangiaceae. The transcript has 3 exons.